Messenger RNA from Drosophila busckii, 4137 nucleotides. Its product is annotated as mucin-5AC. The transcript has 5 exons. Bases 176 to 4009 code for a protein of 1277 amino acids. Gene Ontology annotation, molecular function: protein binding. Lineage: Eukaryota; Metazoa; Arthropoda; Insecta; Diptera; Drosophilidae. The record is from RefSeq and is a predicted model, not a curated record.
UUUCACGCAUUAGCUUUGAGAAGAUCGCUCAGUGGUAGACAAGUUGGAACUUAGCUGGCAAGCGCUAAUACAACGCAUAGAGUCUGUUUCCAUCUGCAGUUUUGGAGUUGGAGGUGCAGUUGCAGUUGGAGCUAAAAGAUACGGCGACGUUGCCCGUUGCACUGUUGCAUUAUUCAUGCGCGCAACGGGAAGCAGAAGAACGGAGAAGAUGACGCUACGCGUAGCCAGCAUAUUGUGGCUGGGAUUACUUUCAGCUUGGCCCGCACAGUUGGAUGCGUUUAUCACGCAGAAUACAGGCUGUCGUCACAAUGGAACUUGGUAUGCUGACAAAUCAAUAGUACCUAGCAUGGAAAAGUGUCUCAACUGUCAGUGCAACCGCAAGACUCUUGUCUGUCGCCUGAAAGUGUGUCCGGAAAUGCCCAUGCCACCGCCACGUGGCUGUGUGGUGGUGCAAAAGAAGAACACCUGUUGCCCAUACCUAUCGUGUGCCCGCUUGGAUGCAUUUUAUAAGAUACCCACUAAGCGACGCAUCAUCGCCUACUUGGAUCACUACGAACGGGAGUCCAUUGAUCGCGUGGUCAACGAUAACAUGCUGCAACGACGCUCUGAUGACUCUGAGGGGGACUUGUUCGUUUGUGUGAAGAAUGGAACCGUCUAUAAGUCAGGCUCAGCCAUGUCCUCUUCAAAUCUUUGCAGCUAUUGUUAUUGCAUUGGUGGCACUGAAAAAUGCGUCAAACCGAAAUGCAUGUUGCCCGUGGAGGGCUGCAAGCCCAUAUUUGUAGACUCAACCUGCUGCCCAGUGCGGUAUGACUGCAGCAGCAAGACCAGCGGUAAAUCAUCGCAGGAAGUACGUUAUCGCAAGACCGCUAACAAGCACUUUCAACGCAUGUCCCAACGACUGCAAAGAAAUCGUGGCUGCACUGUGGAUUCUCAGUUUUACGCAGAAGGACAAAAAAUGCGCUCCGAUGCGGACAGGCCAUGUGAUAUAUGCUUCUGCAUACGCGGCACACGGCGUUGUGCGCCUAAGAAAUGUUCGCCAGCCCUGAAAAAUUGUAUACCCGUGGUGCCUAAGGGCCAAUGUUGUCCCUCCAGCUACGAUUGCGGCAGUCAGCGGGAUUAUAGACGCUCGCAAAAUUCAAGGCAGUUUAAUUUAUACAGUAUCCUCUUUGGCAAGGAAGAACAGGAGCCUGAGGUGGCUGCAGCCACAGCUUUAAAUUCCCAGAAUACAAUGGCAGAGCACUAUCCGCUUGAUCGUCACCCCACGGAAAAACCUAUAGGCGAUGCUCUACUAGCAAGUAGUGAGAAGAGCAUAUUGGAUACUCUACGUGAAGGUCUGGAAUACAUAGAUAGUAAUAACAAUAAAAUGCUGACGGACAACAUGGACCUGGUGGAUUUGCAGAGUAGCACAGCAGCACAGGGUACUACCGAGGAUACAUCACCCGCUGCUCUGAGCACCACAACAGAGUUGAGUUUCUUGGACCUGCUAUUAGGACCUAGCACGGAGCGUGAAGGCAGCGUCAAUCCAGAAACAUCUACUAUAAAAAAACCCAUGAGCUGGGUGGAUAUCUUAUUAGGACCCGAUGAUGAGGAGCCAGCACUAGCACAAGUGGAAUCUACCACUAGGACAAGUUUAAGCAGCAUUGAUCGCAUAACAAACGACUUUGAUAAACAGAUCGAUGAGUUGCCUGUGGGAGAACUUCCCGCGGCUGCUCAACAGAUGGCCUUAGCCAAUAGUACUAAUUGGUCUACAUCCACUGAGCGACCUACAAGCAGCACUUCAAAGCCUCCAAGCGAUCUGUUAAAUGUUUUACUCGAUGGCCUAUCCGUGAUGCUGGAUAAUAAUGUUACCAGCAGCAGUAUCAGCGCAGCAACAACAGCUACAACUAGCAAGCCAAAUGUGGUGCGGUUGCCGCCUAUGUUUCGCCCACUACCCAGCAGCAAGCCACAGCACACACGCAUCAACUCCAAGCUGUCAAAUCUAACGGUUACACCUCCCAUGCUCUUGGUCACAAGCAUAUACGGACAGCCUGUGACCUAUAUAACGGUGCCUCCAAAAACCAGCACCACAAAAGCCAGCAAAUCCUCAAGCAAGCCCAGCACCACAACAGCUGCAACCACUCGAAAGCCAUCCAAAGCUGCUGUUAAGCCGAAGCCUAAAACCACACGACGCACCACCACCGUUGCAAGCACUUCAACAACUACAGUGAAAACCACCACGCGCACCACCCAGAGAAUGGCCGUAAAAACCAAACCACCUAUUAAUAUUACCACUAGCUCACCACCCAUCAUAAUUAAAACCAAUCCCAGCAUUCUGGAGGCUGAACCCAUGGAUGAAAGCGAUAGCACUUCGCCGACAUUGCCGCCCAGUUUACCUAACCUUAAAAUAAUACCAUUUUUACCCACCGAUGCUGUCGAUGCUGCUGCCAAAACAAACAACAACAACAAUUUUUAUGCUCAAACUCACGUAGCGGCAGACAAAAUGGAUGUUGGAUACGACACGCUCUACGAUGACUCCGCUCUACAUUAUCCUGCCAUAACUUCUGCCCAACCGUUGUUAUCCCAACUAGCUGGUAACAGCGAUCAAGCUGCUUAUAAAUACGAAUUUAAUGUGGAAAUGCCUGCAGCGGAAUUACCAUCAGCAGCCGAUGUACACGUGGGCUCACAAUAUCAAGGUAGCGCAGAUAUACUCAAGUACGACUUCGAGCAGCAAGUGUCGGUACCAGCAAUUCAUAGUGGCUUUUCACCACCCACCGAAACAGAAGGUGGUUUUGUGCCCAAAGAUCCAUUAUUCGUAGAUGGGGAUUUGCAAAAGGAUCUUCUGGCGUCCAAAGACAACUAUCACUUUACCCAGCAUAUUAUAGAUAUUACAACGAAGACCCCCAUCGAUACAUCAGCAAUAGAAAUCUCCACAUCCGACAAAGACGAAGUAUACACUGAAAGCCCGACAAAUCUAUCUUUAAUGAUUGUAGUUGAAGGUAGAAACACUUUUGAUAGCACACCAAAAACAACAACAAUUACAACUACAACAACAACCCCAGCAGCUACAACAACUAUUUCAACGACAACAAAGCCAAAAUUACAGCUGGAAAAUAAUGAAAUCAGUGAAUUGGAUAAGCUGCUAGAUGAGCUGCUGAGCCAGGACUUGGCCAGCAGCACAGUACCGCCCUUUAAAACAUUACCAACCAUAGCAUCGUCAGCAAUACCCAUAACGGUCACUAAAAAGGCGCCAACAACAGCAACGCCCUUUCCAACGCGUGUCACCAAAAAUAAAAACAACAAAACUAAAACCAAGCUCUCUGGGAAUAGGCGCAACAGCAAUGCAACAACGCCUUUUAUAGCAACAACAAAGCCUAUGAGAUACAAAGGACCACCGGCGACCCGACGUACUGCUACCAUCAAAAACAAGAACAAUACCAACAACACUGUAGCCCACGAAGAGCAGGCAAAUGUGAAAACCCAAAUUACAGUAGGAGUAACUACUGCAGCAACAAAAAAACCAACAACAACAGCACCGACACCAACAACAACAACAACAAAAAGAACAACAACUGCUAAGCCUUCGCCCACAAAAGCUACUGAAACAUCCAGUGUGGCUACAGAAGAGCCUCUGAGCAGCACAGUACAUCCAUUUUUAAAGUCACCAUUCGAUAAAUUGCCCUUCAUGGAUGCCAGCUAUGAAGUCAGACCUUACAAGGUGCAACCACAGCAACAAUUGCAGCUGGCCCAGGAACAACAACCGCAGCAAUUCCACCAUUACCAGCAUGCUACUAGCAGCAGCAACAACAUCCUUUACGGUACAUCAACAGACGCAACUGUUACCAGUGGUGUAGUUGGUAUGGGCGGUUCACCAGUUGGCCUAAUUGAUCCUACAGGCAUGCUGAAAUUAGCUGGUUGCAACAUUUACGGCCGAAUGUAUCGCGUCGGUCGCAUUAUAGUCGAAUUAUCCAAUCAAUGCCUGGAAUGUAAAUGCACCGAAGUGGGCGUCAAAUGCGGCCCAUUAGACUGUUAACUUAAGCCCAACUUCCUUUCCCAUCCUUCUCUGCUUCACGUUUAUGAGUAUUGAUGACUUGACGCAUCGUCCUUAAACAAAUACUGUUUAGUUAAAAAUUUUUAUUAAGCUCACAUUAUUUAGCAGUU